CUGAAGCAGGCUGCAGCUGAGUGAAGAGCAGAGUUGGAAUCCUUUUCAUGUCGCUCCGCAGACGUCCCGCAUCCACACGUCUUAAUGGCUUUUUAUGGCAGCUUGGAAUCUUUAUGGCUCCUUCUGGCUCAAUGGGAUUCGCUGCAGAGACAGAAGGGUCUUCAGAGGGAGGGACAGACACAAUGCAUUGCAGAUGCUGACAUUUUUAAACCAGGAAAAGGAGACAUUUUCUGGCUUCUGGAGCGAAUGUAACCUCUGCAUUUCUGGAUUACAGUGUAUCACAACAUUUUUUGAUGCUUUAAUACCGUGGAUUAUUUUCAUUCUUCAGCUAUCACUAUGUACAGCAUUUCCAGGGAGUGGGAGUAUGUUCAGAGUUUUUGUGAACCUACAUGUUUGGGCCAAAUUUUCAGCAUUGAUCGUGUGGUAGCAGCCUGUCUGACUUCAGCUCCCCUGCAGCGGCACGUUUAACUGGUCAUCAUGGGCCGAACGCCACACAGAGAUCAGAAAGAGGAGAAAGAGAGACGCAGCAGCAUCACAGCAGGAUCUCCCCUCGACAAAUCUAAUGAAUCAUUCAGAUGGGAAGACUAUCUGAGAGAAACGUCCUCGACUGCAGCGUCACCGACUUGCUUCAAACAGUCCAGAAUCCCCCCCUCUAAUGACUUUAAAGCGGGAAUGAAGCUUGAGGCACGGGACCCUCGCAACUCUAACUCUGUGUGCAUAGCAACGGUAAUGGGCAUGAUGGGCACUCGCCUACGCCUGCGUCUGGAUGGAAGUGACAACACCAACGACUUCUGGAGACUGGUUGAUUCGUUAGACAUCCAGCCAAUAGGAACCUGUGAGAGGACCGGAGACAUGCUGCAGCCACCGCUGGGUUUCAGGAUGAAUGCUUCCUCAUGGCCCAUGUUCCUCCUGCGGACGCUGAGUGGAGCAGAGAUGGCCCCUGCCUCUGCUUUUAAAAAGGAACCAGCCACAGCAGUUAAAAACUACUUCCAGCCUGGCAUGAAGCUGGAGGCGGUAGACAGGAAGAACCCCUACCUGAUUUGUCCCGCCACAGUUGGAGAGGUCAGAGGUCUGGAGAUUUUCAUCAUGUUCGACGGCUGGCGAGGCGCCUUUGAUUACUGGUGCCCCUUUGACUCCAGAGACGUCUUCCCUGUCGGCUGGUGUGCCCUGACGAAACACAGUUUACAGCCGCCCGGAAAUUUCUUUACGCUCCCUGGGGCACUGCUUGUUCCGGGUUCUUCCACCUCAUCCUCCCUCACUACACGUCGCUCCUCUUCCAACUGUUCCUCUUCCUAUAUGCAGACCUCAUACCGACUUCCAAACCCCUUGCCCCCCCUCCCUGUGCGCAAGGGGGUCCGUGGUCGUCGUCCCAAAUCCCUGACCAUUGCUUUGUUGAAGGCAGCGGCUGAGGCUGCAGCGGCAGCAGCAGUAAAUGGAGCAUCAGCGAGUCCUGUCAGGACGAGCUCUGAGGCUCCUCUGGCCCCCAGACCACACAAGAAGCGAGGGCCCAAGCCUCGGAACAAGAAGAAGCCAGGGGUGUUGAAAUCUCUGGGGACACCGGCAGUUACAGCCCCCCCUCCAGAGACCAGACUAACCCCCGGACACGCCUCAGCAGACAACAACCAUAGCAACAGCUCAAAUGUAGUUUGCACAGUGUGUGUCUAUGUGAACAAGCACGGGAACUACGGCCCGCAUCUUGACAGAAAGCUAGUGCAGCAGCUGCCCGACCACUUUGGGCCGGCUCCAGUCAACGCAGUGCUGCAGCAGGCUGUUCAGGCCUGUGUGGACUGCACAUACCAGCCCUCUGUGAUGCUGUCCUUCCUGCAGAGCCAGUCCCACACAGGAGGAGAGGUCAUCAGAGUGCGGUCAGAGCAUGGUAUCCGCUAUGUGAAGCUGCCCUCGGCCUCCAGUACGUCGUCUGUGCUGCGGUUCUUGGAGAACAUGUGCCAACAUCUGGAGAGUGACAGUUUGUUCAGCUCCCAGCCGUUCAGCUCCUUCGGCAACAACACACGCUUCUACAACAGGACCAAGUCAGAACCACUAUCCCACACUGAAAAUGGCCUGUCUAAAGAAGACUCAACAAAGGAUGCUGCUCCCAGCACCCACCCCUCUCACACAACAUCGGACUACAGAGUAACAAAGAAGGAGCGGCCAUAUUACCCCGGACACUCGCACACGCCGCCACCCCUCAGACGCGUCAGUUCAAACCCCACUGAGCUUGGCCAGAUGUGUCCACCCAGACGAGUUGAGGGUAGGGUUACUAAAUCCGCUAGCUCGACGACAGGCCCAGACCACGUGAAGCAGGACAAGGAGGGUUCAGGGAGCGACACCUCUUCCUGGUCAGUUGACGAUGUCAUGCGGUUUGUCCAAGAGGCUGACCCCCAAACUCUCGGCCCGCAUGUCGAACUGUUCAGAAAACAUGAGAUCGACGGCAGAGCUCUGAUGCUGCUGCGCAGUGAUGUCAUUAUGAAGUACAUGGGACUGAAGCUGGGCCCGGCGCUCAAACUCUGUCAUCACAUUGAGAAGCUGAAACAGAGCAAACAAUAGAGGAUGAAGGAAAGCUUUUUUCCCACUGGCAACCAAACCCACACAAAACACUUAUUGCUCUACACAGGGAUGUCGUGUAAACCCGCCUGACCCAGGGUCGUAGCUACCAUUGAGGACAUUGAGGUAAAGUCCACUGGUUUUUUUCUGUAUUUGGAGAAUGAAGGGAGUUUGAAAAUACAAACUUACAAAUGAUGGUCAUUUAUUUAACUGAUUUGAUAAUUUUUUCACUUUUAAAAAAUGUGACUACUUUUGGCCAAAUACUUCUGUAAUCUUAAAUCCUGGAUAACAGAGUGUGCACCACUUACAUUCUAUCUUAUUUUGGAGGAAGACCUUGAAGAUCAGUUCCUGAAGAGUUAUUUCUCUUUGUUUGUGUGUUUCGUGUGCUGGAAGACACUGAAGCUGAACAUUACAACAUGAGGACUGAUGAGGCUACAUGAUUGUUUUAUUCUUUAACAGUCUAGCAAUUAAUUAAACACGCAGGCACAAGAUAUAGGCCUACAAAGACUGAAAUACUGUACGUGUUGACAUUUAAAUAAAGUCAAGGCCUCUAACUGUUUAGUUGCAAAGUGCUCCUCAGAGAGUGAGAGGAAACUGUUUUGUAUAAAGUCAAGCCAAAAUGUUUUUGAUAUAAUUUUCUACUGUAACAAAGAGUAAAAGCGUAAAUGUAAUCACAUUUUUUCCUGCUUGAAAUAGUUUUUGUGCACACCAUCAAAUAACUACCUACAGGAUGAUCCUGUGUGGGGGUAAUAAUUCAUAUGUUUCAAAGUAUGUAUCUGUUUUCCAUGGCAGAGAUACUAAUUUUCUGAACAUUUCAGAACCAUUUUAAAACCAAAUCAUGUGUGUUGUAGCUGCAUUUCACACUGUUGCUCUCCUGUAGUGGUGACAAGUGGAAACUUUACUUGAAACUUGCUUUAAUUUCAAACUCAGGUUUUAGAAGGGGUUGUUUCAUAGAAUAUGUUUUACAUAGUUAACAUUUUGCGUUUAUUACGACAUAGACGGACUGCACAAUAACCAACUAUGUAUAUUUUUAUGCCUUGUCAUCUAUUACCGCCCUACAGCCUUUCAUGUGUACAUGUAAACGUGUUUUUACUGUGAUUUUGAGAAAAAAUGUUUGACAAAUAUGUUUGAAAUGCAAUCAUACAAAUAAACAUUUGUUUAUGUCAUCUAAA
Molecule: messenger RNA, 3716 nt
Organism: Trematomus bernacchii (emerald rockcod)
Lineage: Eukaryota; Metazoa; Chordata; Actinopteri; Perciformes; Nototheniidae
Gene: scml2
Product: Scm polycomb group protein like 2
Exons: 14
Coding region: 478-2547 (689 amino acids)
Biological process (GO): regulation of DNA-templated transcription
Cellular component (GO): nucleus
Molecular function (GO): protein binding
Source: RefSeq, a predicted model, not a curated record